AUUUAAAAGCCCUUUUAGAACCGGGACAACCGGUUCUAAAAGGGCUUCUAAAUUUAACAACCGGUUCCCGCGAACCGUUGGGAACCGGCUCCCGCUAACCACCUAAUAUUGGGACCCUGUUUGGCACAAGGGACUAACGCACUGCCUGACCCAGCAGAACAUCGGACCGUUUUUUGUUUUGCUACAUGGAGCUGAUUGUGUGAGAGCACACUGGUUCCCCCCCGCCCCCCAUCCUUUUAAAGAUUUUUCCAAAAUGAAGAAAUUUAAUUUCCGCAAAGUUUUGGAUGGUUUAACUGCCUCAUCUCCUGGUGGCAGUAGCAGUGGUGGCAGUAGCAGUGGUGGUGGAAUUGGGGCUGGAAGUGGAUCCGUGCAUCCAGGAGGGACUGCAGGUGCUGCAGGGACACCCAGAGAUGAGAUCCAGGAAAUCCUAUCUUCGGAUUAUUUCCAGAUUUGUAAGACGGUUCGCCAUGGUUUUCCUUAUUUGCCCACUGCCUUAGCUUUUGACCCAGUUCAGAAAAUUCUGGCUGUGGGGACAAGAACAGGAGCCAUACGAAUACUGGGCAGACCUGGUGUUGAUUGCUACUGCCAACACGAAAGUGGUGCCGCGGUACUGCAGCUCCAGUUCUUAAUCAAUGAGGGUGCCUUGGUCAGUGCGAGUGCAGAUGACACGCUUCAUUUGUGGAACCUAAGACAGAAACGGCCGGCUAUUCUUCAUUCUCUGAAAUUUAACAGAGAACGGAUUACUUACUGCCAUCUACCUUUCCAAAGUAAAUGGCUCUACGUUGGAACAGAGAGGGGAAAUACACAUAUUGUAAAUAUUGAGUCCUUCAUUCUUUCUGGAUACGUUAUAAUGUGGAACAAGGCAAUAGAACUAUCCACAAAGACUCACCCUGGCCCAGUUGUACACUUAAGUGAUAGCCCAAGAGAUGAGGGAAAACUAUUAAUAGGCUAUGAAAAUGGGACGGUAGUACUCUGGGACUUGCGAUCAAAAAGAGCAGAUUUAAGAGUUUACUAUGAUGAGGCUAUUCAUUCUGUAGACUGGCAUCAUGAGGGGAAGCAGUUCAUGUGCAGUCACUCCGAUGGCAGCUUGACUCUGUGGAACUUGAAAAGUCCUAGCAGACCAUUUCAGAUAACAAUCCCACAUGGAAAAAUUCAAAGAGAUGGGAAAAAACCUGAGUCUUGUAAACCAAUUCUUAAAGUAGAGUACAAGACAUGUAAAAGCAGUGAACCAUUUAUAAUCUUUUCUGGUGGACUGUCCUAUGACAAAGCUUGUCGAAGACCAAGUCUAACCAUCAUGCAUGGAAAAGCUAUUACGGUGCUUGAAAUGGAUCACCCUAUAGUGGACUUUUUAACUCUUUGUGAAACACCAUAUCCAAAUGAAUUUCAAGAACCCUAUGCUGUAGUUGUACUAUUGGAAAAAGAUCUCAUUGUUGUUGACCUAACACAAAGCAAUUUUCCAAUCUUUGAAAAUCCUUAUCCCAUUGACAUUCAUGAGUCACCAGUUACCUGCACAGAAUAUUUUGCUGACUGUCCUCCAGAUUUGAUUCCCGUAUUGUAUUCUGUAGGAGCUAAACAUAAAAAGCAAGGAUACAGCAAUAAGGAAUGGCCAAUCAGUGGGGGAGCAUGGAACCUAGGAACACAGACAUAUCCUGAAAUUAUUAUUACAGGUCAUGCAGACGGAUCGAUAAAGUUUUGGGAUGCCUCUGCCAUAACUCUACAGAUGUUGUACAAGUUAAAAACCUCAAAAGUGUUUGAAAAACAGAAGCUAGGGGAAGGAAAACCAACAACUGAGAUUGUAGAAGAAGAUCCUUUUGCCAUUCAGAUGAUGUACUGGUGCCCUGAAAGCCGAAUAUUCUGUGUGGCGGGAGUCUCUGCAUAUGUUAUUGUUUACAGAUUCAGCAAACACGAAGUGAAUACUGAAAUAGUGUCAUUAGAGGUGCGACUUCAGUAUGACGUAGAAGAUAUCAUUACUCCUGAACCAGAAAUAAUUCCUCCGUUUCCUGAUGCCUCAUCCCAACUUCCUUCCUUAAAGAGCCUUUCAGGCAGUACCAACACUGUGGCAUGUGAAGGAACGAUGAAGGACAGUAUCCCAUGUCUUAGUGUUAAGACUCGACCUGUGCGAAUGCCUCCUGGGUACCAAGCAGAACUUGUUAUUCAGUUGGUAUGGGUGGAUGGUGAGCCUCCACAACAAAUCACCAGUCUGGCCAUAAACUCAGCCUAUGGACUAGUUGCAUUUGGGAACUGCAACGGUUUGGCUGUUGUGGAUUUUAUGCAGAAGACAGUAUUGCUGAGCAUGGGAACCAUUGACCUAUACGGAUCAAGUGAUCCAUACCAGCGUCAGCCCCGUUCUCCACGCAAAAACAAGCAGUUCUCUGCAGACAACUUUUGCAUGCGUGGCCUGUCUAACUUUUAUCCAGAUUUAACGAAACGGAUCCGUACUUCCUAUCAGAGCCUGACUGAACUCACUGACAGUCCAGUUUCCCUGGAGCUAGAGCGUUGCAAGUCUCCCACUUCAGUUAAAGGAUCAAGAAAAUUAAGUCUGCCAACAGAUCUUAAGACUGAUCUUGAUCAUGUAAACGGGCACUGUACAAGCCCAACCUCCCAAACUUGCAGCUCUGGAAAACGGCUCUCUAGCGCAGAUGUUACAAAAUCAAAUCGCCGAGGGCCUGGGAGGCCCCCAUUUAGAAAAGCACAGUCUGCGGCUUGCAUGGAGAUUUCCCUUCCAGUCACAACAGAAGUAGGUUACAUUUCCAGACGGGCAAUGCUUCAGCAAUUACAUGGAGUCAGUACAUUCUCACACGACGAGCGUCACUAUGCCGCUUACACAUGGAUGGACAAAGAAAACCGGGAAAACACCUUCAGCCGGUCCCGAAGCUCCAGUGUCUCCAGCAUCGACAAGGAGUCCAAGGAAGCAAUUACAGCUUUGUACUUUAUGGAGACCUUUUCACGGAAGAAUGACUCUACGGUCUCCCCCUGUCUGUGGGUUGGAACAGGCCUUGGUAUGGUCUUAAUCAUCUCCCUUAAUCUGCCUGCUACUGAGGAAUUAAGGCAGACAGAACCGGUCAUGGUGUCUCCAAGUGGUACAGUUCUGACACUGAAGGGAGCAGUGCUGACUUUUUCAUGCCUGGACUGCAUGGGAGCAUUGAUACAUUCACCCUAUGAAGUAUGGAGGGAUCCAAACAGCAUAGAUGAUAGUGAAAAAACGAGAAAAAGGAAACUUGUCAUGUAUUCUCCUUCGUCCUCCCAGGAUAUGGGAGAUCAUCAGUUUGCUGUCAUCUGCUCAGAAAAACAAGCCAAAGUGUUCUCACUGCCUUCCCAGACAUGCCUCUAUGUUCACAACAUCACAGAAACGUCCUUUCUAUUGCGAGCAGAUGUGGUGACCCUGUGUAACAGCAUCUGCCUGGCUUGCUUUUGUGCCAACGGGCAUAUCAUGACAAUGAGCUUGCCCAGCCUUCGCCCAAUGCUGGAUGUCAACUAUUUGCCAGUAACAGACAUGAGGAUAGCACGGACAUUUUGUUUCACCAAUGAAGGGCAAGCUUUGUAUCUCAGCUCUCCCACGGAGAUCCAGCGACUGACAUACAGCCAGGAGAUGUGUGACAAUCUACAGGACAUGCUUGGGGAUUUGUUUACCCCAGUGGAAACACCAGAAGCCCAGAACAGAGGCUUUCUCAAGGGGCUGUUUGGAGGAAGCGGGCAGACCUUUGACAGAGAAGAGCUGUUUGGCGAGGCUUCAGCAGGAAAAGCCUCUCGGAGUCUGGCUCAGCACAUCCCUGGCUCGGGUGGAAUCGAGGGUAUGAAAGGAGCUGCAGGAGGGGUAAUCGGAGACUUGGCUCGUGCGCGCCUCGCCCUUGAUGAGAGAGGACAGAGACUGGGAGAAUUGGAUGAAAAGACUGCAAGCAUGAUGGCUAGUGCAGAGGCAUUUUCCAAACAUGCACAUGAGUUGAUGCUGAAAUAUAAGGACAAGAAAUGGUACCAGUUUUAGACUUUUAAAGAAGCUGCUUGGCUUUGAUGAGAACACUAUUCAGGGAAGCGGAACUUAUUCCCAACACUACCAAUCACUGGCCAGAAACAAAACUUUCUCCUAGGAAAUGUUUUCCUGUUAUUUGUUUGGAUUCACAAGCGGGAAGUCAAGGAGAAGUUUUAUAUCCCACAAAACGGAGCCUAGACUUGUACUGGUCUUUUAGUCAAAAUACCUGGCUUAUGGUGUAGUACAUCUUUUUCCAAAAGCAACUGAACAGUCACAUUGGCAUGUAGCUUUUUUCAGAAGCUCUAGGAAUGAACUGUGGAGAGUGUCUCUGGUUAAAAAUAUCCUGUACAAACCUAGAAUGUUAAUGCACUUAUUAAAAAAAAAAUGAAUACAAUUUUGCAUGACCAAUUGACAUCUUAAAAAGAAAGCAUGUUGUGACCGAAGAAAAAGGGAUUGAUUUCUAUGCUGAGCAAAAAAUAUUUAAAAACAGCAAAAAUCUUUAUUUUUAAAAACAACCCUACAACCAGCCAGUACAUUUCAAGCGUGGGCGCUGCUGCUCUGGACAGAAAAAGGAGAUGAGCUGCAUUGUCUUAUUUGCUGCUAGUUCUUUUCCUUAUAAAAUCUUAGGUUGAACUCAUCAGUGCUAUUUAAUUCCUAUCCAAAGAAUAAACUAACAUCCAAAUCCAAUCCAAAUGCUUUCUUUAGUGUUUGUGAAGGAGCCAGUUGGGAUGUCACCUAAGUGAGAGUAGAGGGUGUCUUUACAACCCAAAGAGUGCAGGAAACACCUUCCAUAACUACUAAUUUUCUGAAAGCAUCCUUUGAGGGGGCUGUGAUAACAUUUGUCACCCCAGGAGUGUCUGAAUCACUUGGUUGCCUUGUUUUUUCAAUAUUAGAAGCUGAAGAGAAGGUGAGUCAGUAAUUUAUUGAAUUAAACUGAAGAAAGUAGAGGGCCCAGUGGAUCAAGCUGGUAAAUCCCCUCAAGUCAGUGACUUCAGCAGCUUGCAGGAAAGAGUUGCACUGAAGCGAUGCUAAGCAAAUUGCACAGUAACCCAAUUUAAAGCUGGUGGGCUGACGAUCACACCAGCAACAGGUUUGAGAUGCAAAGCCCAGCAGAUGUAAUUUUAUAUAGACCAGUUUCUCCACUGUCUUGCCUGGUGUAUUACCACUUACAACCUGUGCAAAACACUGCCACAGAGAUGAGUGAGUGGAGAAUUCAGGAGCACAUUAUAUCUACUUUGCACAAGUGUAAAUGCCCACACAAGGUGCAAGGUACUGGUGAAAUAGGCUGUUCAUAUCGGUAAAGCUGCUGCCAGACCUCAACUGCUGCCACGGGGCUUUAUGUGGUUUCCAUUAUGGGCUUUUAAUUUUCUUCAUUUUGCAGAUACUGUCAGAUUCUUUUCCACAACCGUUUAUCAUGAUGUAUUUGCCUGAACAGCAUUCACAUGCCAGAACAGUCAAUUUCCUUCCCCAGCUCAGUUUUACUCCUCUGCAUCAGCAUAAUUUCCAAAGUAACCAACUGUGAAGUCAGAUGGAUUCUAAAAUUGACUUGGGAACAAGGUGCCAAGGUCAUGUUUGCCAGCAAGUAUGCACAAGUACAAACUAGGGAGAGAAAGACGGAGACACUUUGUAUCAGGAGAAUUCACUUUGAAGGAAAAUGGUCUGAGAAAGUAGCUGCAGCUAGUGACUUCCCAAAUAGCCAUGUCCAUCAGAUUUGCUUUAACUUCCUACGUUUGUAUCAUGACAGUUUAAUGCACACUCUGGACCGCAAGACACUGCUCUGGAUUCUGCAUUUCCAUGGAAAGCACUGCUAACCCUCACUCAGUCGCUCUCUCAGCUAUUCCUUUCUCAUAUCUUCCCUGUUUUUAGUGGUGGGGUGGGUGCUCACUAGCAAAAACAUCUAUUGUAUAUUUAAUUUAGCUCAAUUUUAGAUAUAGGUUUUGGACUCAGAAGUCUGGCAUCACAAGCUGUGUGAAUUAAGGCUAUGGCACAAGUUUGAAGAGUCAUUAAGGUUACACUGUUAUGGCUCAAUAUGAAUUUUGUGCUAGUCAGAAUGUUUAAAUUUUGCUGCGGGCAAGGUUAAAAUGACAGCUUUGACUGUUGUAGUCCAGUUCUAAGCCUCUAAAAAGCCUUAUGGCUAAUCCAGCCCCUGUGUGAAUUGCAUGUUUACUCCACGUGUACUCUGGCCUAUAGUUAGUCUAAAUCACUAAUCUUGUGGGCACUUUAGCUUUACAAACACCUUAGAGAGGGUAUGUUCCCUAAUUUAGCUGCAAGUCUAGAGAAGGUAUUUAAAUGGUCACUGGAUUAGGCUCAGACCAAACAGGUAAAGAUUCAGGAGGGAAAUCCUGCUACCAGGCACAUGAGUUCGUUCUGUAACUUACUGCACCUGUUUCUAUACUAAUAUAACGGGUAUGAAAAGGAUAUUCCUGGUUCAAGUGUGAUGCCAUGUACACCUCCUCUACUGGCUACACUGGGAGUUUCCAUUGCAAUUCAAUGACAUGUUGCAGUAUCCAUAGAUGUAUCACACAUAACUGUGUGGAAAGC
Trachemys scripta elegans is the source of this 6508-nucleotide messenger RNA. RefSeq names its product syntaxin binding protein 5 like (gene STXBP5L). NCBI's taxonomy places the organism in Eukaryota, Metazoa, Chordata, Testudines, Emydidae. Gene Ontology annotation, biological process: regulation of exocytosis; regulation of protein secretion. The coding region runs from base 254 to 3982 and encodes 1242 amino acids. Gene Ontology annotation, molecular function: GTPase activator activity; syntaxin binding; myosin II binding. Gene Ontology annotation, cellular component: cytoplasm; plasma membrane; SNARE complex. The transcript is spliced from 29 exons. The record is from RefSeq and is a predicted model, not a curated record.